AUGAGUUCAUCCGGAUCAAUUUUAAUGAAUAAUAAAAUUGAAAUUCCUCAAUUAGCAUUAGGUACCUAUGAUAUAGCAAAGGAAGAAAUAUCCAAUGUUAUCGAAAGUGCACUUUCAGUUGGUUAUCGUCAUAUUGAUUGUGCAUGGCUUUAUGGAAAUGAAAAAGAAAUUGGAGCGAGUUUAUCUCAACAAUUUCAAAAAAAUGAAAUAAAACGAUCAGAUUUAUUUAUAACAGGUAAACUUUGGUGUUCAUUUCAUAAAUUUGAACGUGUUCGUCAACAAUGUGUCAUAACAAUCAAUGAUCUUCAAUGUCAAUAUCUUGACCUUUUUCUUAUUCAUUGGCCAUUUGCUUUUGUUGAUCACGAUCCACAAAAUAAUGAAGAACAUCAAUCAAAUGUAGAUGAUGAAAUUGAUUUUAUUGAAACAUGGAGAGCUAUGGAAGUGUUAGUUGAUGAAGGAUUAGUUAAAUCUAUUGGAUUAUCGAAUUUUAAUGAAGAACAAAUAGAACGAAUUCUUCAAAUAUGCAAAUAUAAACCAGUUGUUAAUCAAGUUGAAAUUCAUCCAUAUUGUCCUCAAAUUCAAUUAGAAAUUUUUUGUAAAAUACAUCAAAUUCUUCUUGAAGCUUAUGCACCAUUAGGUGCAAACAAUCGACAAUGGAAAAAAGAAAAUGAUCCAGAAAUUUUAGAAGAUAAAACGAUAAAAUCAAUUGCCGAUAAAUAUAAUGUUCAUCCAGCUGCAAUUCUUCUUCGUUAUAUUAUCGAUCGAAAUCUCGUAUGUGUUGUUAAAUCUGCUAAUUAUCAACGAAUUGAACAAAAUUUUCAAUGUAUUAAUCAAAAUCAUUUUCAAUUAGAUGAAGAAGAUUUUAAUAAAAUUCAUAAUGAUAUUCAAAUUAGAUUUCGUUAUCAUCAAGUGGAAGAGAAAAAAUAUGCAAAAGAAUAUCCAUUCAAACAGUGGAAAGACUUUAUUCCAUAA
Messenger RNA from Adineta steineri, 972 nucleotides. Lineage: Eukaryota; Metazoa; Rotifera; Eurotatoria; Adinetida; Adinetidae. The record is from the annotation of a GenBank genome assembly.